CACCCUACUGACAGACCACCUGUGGCAAUCAUCACCUUUGGCAUCCGAUGGUGACCGGCGAGCUUGCAGCGACGAAAAGAGUCACUCUCACCAGCACUUGCAGCGGCAACUUGCAAUGGCGGAUGGCGAGCAUUGGACGGUCAAGAUCUAAUUUUGGACUAUCACGAGUAAUGAUGGAGAGUCCCAUGAGAGAUUCCUCUUCUGUAGGAACUCCAAAAUGGAUGGCUCCUGAGCUCAUCCACAAUGAACCUUUCACAGAAAAAUGUGAUGAUUUCAGUCUGAGUGUGAUAAGUAGGGCAUGGAAUCUGUUUGUUUUCCAAGUUGCAAAAGGAAACACAGGACCCUCCAACAUUGAUUUGUGUGCAAUGAUUCGGGUAGUCUAUGAAGUUGCUAAUGAGGGAUCGUGGCUAGAAAUUCCUGAAGGUCCCCUGGGUAGGUUGAUUGCAGAUUGUUGGGUAGAACCGAAUGAACGACCAAGCUGUGAAGAGAUUCUCUUGCGCUUGCUCGACUGUGAAUACACACUCUGCUGAUUCAGUUUGUAUUGUAUAGAAAACAGUGUAGAGGUCACAUUGCCUUCAUCAAAUACUGCCAGAGCCACCAUACAUAAAGAUAUGAAUGUCAAGAGAUGGGUACAGAGUGUUUGAAUGAGUUUGACUAUAUUCAAAGUGGGUACCUCCUGAUCUUAUUCUAUACUGAUAGAAUUAUAGAAGGA
Nelumbo nucifera (sacred lotus) is the source of this 712-nucleotide messenger RNA. The record is from RefSeq and is a predicted model, not a curated record. Lineage: Eukaryota; Viridiplantae; Streptophyta; Magnoliopsida; Proteales; Nelumbonaceae.